GAGAGUUACGACCUUUUUACAUAUUUUUUAUUCAGUAUCAAUGAUGCACCCGUGAUUUAAAGGAGCUUAGGAUUCUAUUUUUCUCAUUUUAUGACUAAACAACCAUAAAUUUAUUUAAUUUUGCUUGGGACGCAAAAAAUAUUUGCGUCGUCAGCCCUGACCAAUGCUGGUCGGUUCAGUGGCGGUGUCCGUUGUAGGCGUGGGCAGUUACAGUAAUUAAACGUUGUAUUUAACGUGUGUUUUUUAAUUUGUAUAAAGUGAUCAGCUAUUCCUGAUAGAAUGGCUUACGAGACGAGUUUUCGUAUUUUGUUGGCAGCAUUAUUUGUUCUCUGUUGUAUUCAACAAGGAUUGACUAUCAAAUGUUGGGUGUGUAGAUCAGAUCAGGAUCCAAAGUGUGCAGAUCCCUUUGACAAUAGGACUGUACCAAUUACGGAUUGUAAACAAGAACCGGAAUUAGAGCAUUUACAAGGAGUGAGGCCUACUAUGUGUCGUAAGAUUCGCCAAAAAGUCAAUGGUGUAUGGAGAUACUUUCGCAGUUGUGCUUAUAUGGGAGAACCUGGAAUUGCAGGGGAUGAAAGAUUUUGUCUUAUGAGAACAGGAACAUAUAAUAUAUUUAUGGAGUAUUGCACAUGCAAUAGUAAGGAUGGCUGUAACACUGCAUCCUAUAAUCAUGGAAGUUUGUUGGGCUUGGUAUUAGGUUUAGUAAUUUCAUUGAGAUACAUACUUUGUCAUACUUAACAGACUUAACCAAAGAUAUAUUGGAUUAACAGAUUGGUAAAUCUGAGUAAGCAAUAGAUAUUUCAUUAUACAUUUUUACAAUAUAGAAUUCCGUCCGUACUUAUUAAUCGACAAUCUUAUGAUCUGAACUUCAGGGAGAUAGAAUGCUUGGAUUGCAAAUUAGGGAAUGUUUUAUAAAAAAUGUUUGUAUCGUAUAUCAUUGAAUAACUUUUUUACUAUAAAGUGCCUAUUCGUGUCUUCAUAGAGAAAAGAUGAAUAGAAUAUUUCUAAGGCAUUUUUUAGCAACUAUACAAUACCAUAGGAGUACAUUUUAUAUCUUUUUUAAGGAAUAGUUUACUUCAGAUUAUUCCAUUCUUUGAUAGAUCUAUAUUUUUUUUAAUAUAAUAUAAUUUUAAAAUGGAAGAAUAUGCUUGUAUUAUACUUACAAUUAGUUCUCAGUUUAGAUUUGCUUAGUACAAAAUACUAAAAUGCCCAUCUACUGAAAUGAUGGUAACAUCAUACCAUAAAUAAGACUGUUAAUACCGUCCAUUUUAAAAACCGUGAAUCGAGCGUUAGUGCGAAAUGAUGUCGCUUUUUAUAUUUUUAUAUGUACUUUCUGAAAGUGUAGUUAGUUAACGAACGCCAGACAAGUAAAAAUACAAUUACUUACAAAAAUGCAUUACUCUUUUGUGUAUUUUGUAAAUGUGUAUUAUAAUAGCAAUAAAUAAAAAUGCAUUAAGAACGUUA
Molecule: messenger RNA, 1464 nt
Organism: Megachile rotundata (alfalfa leafcutting bee)
Lineage: Eukaryota; Metazoa; Arthropoda; Insecta; Hymenoptera; Megachilidae
Gene: crok
Product: crooked
Biological process (GO): regulation of synaptic transmission, cholinergic; positive regulation of voltage-gated potassium channel activity; sleep
Source: RefSeq, a predicted model, not a curated record